GUAGGAAAGUGACGUCAUCGUUAAUGCUGCAAGCAGAAUAGCAGUCCUGUUAUUUGGGGCGUACAACCACCCUUUGUGAGGCUUUCAAUAUUACAUAAUUAAUGAAUUGCUUUGUGCAAUUAUAAUGGGGUUCGGUAUGAAUCGAUAUUUUGGUAGAUGACGUAUCUGCAACAUGAUAGAAGCUCCAAGCCGCAGCCUACAGGCUGAUUUUAAUGUGGACUGGGUAUGGGAUGCUUAUUUGACAGCGCACUGAUGUUCUCGUUGCCAGGAAGGAUUUGACUCUGACAGUCAUAUUUAUUGUCGAUGUCACGGAAUUCAUCGCGAUUUUCAUGUUUUGUAACGAUAUGCGAUAAAUUCGCAGAAACUCUUCCUUUUUCAUGGCCUCGGUGGCAAGGUUUUGGGGGUCUGCAAACACAAAUUCCAAGCUCUACAUUUACGAAAAUACCACACCACUUAUGUCCACCCGACAGUGUUCAAGGGUAAUGGGCUUGGGUGGUACCUCCCCGGGAGUAGAUACACCCGGGUCCGGCGAGCCGAACAGGGAGAUCUUCGAGGCCUGCAGAAACGGAGAUGUGGAGCGCGUGAGGAGGCUCGUCACACCGGAGAAUGUAAACAGUAGAGACACCGCCGGCAGAAAAUCCACCCCGCUACAUUUCGCUGCUGGAUUUGGCCGCAGGGAUGUGGUGGACUACCUACUACAAAACGGAGCCAACGUGCAUGCCCGGGAUGAGGGAGGCCUCGUAUCACUCCACAACGCCUGCUCCUUCGGCCAUUCUGAGGUGGUCAACCUGCUCCUGCACCAUGGGGCCGAUGCCAACUCUAGGGACAACUGGAGUUACACACCCCUCCACGAGGCCGCCACAAAGGGGAAGAGCGACGUCUGCAUAGUGCUCCUGCAACACGGAGCAGAGCCAACGAUUCGUAACACAGAUGGGAGGACAGCGCUGGACCUGGCUGAGGAGUCCACUAAAGCAGUGCUGACCGGUGAAUAUAGAAAAGAUGACCUGCUAGAAAGUGCAAGGAGUGGGAAUGAAGACAAGUUGAUGGCCCUGCUAACACCAUUGAAUGUGAACUGUCAUGCCAGUGACGGUCGGAAGUCCUCCCCUCUGCAUCUGGCUGCUGGCUACAACCGUGUGAAGACAGUGCAGCUGCUGUUAAAGCAUGGGGCUGACGUCCAUGCUAAAGACAAAGGUGAUCUGGUGCCCCUUCAUAACUCCUGUUCCUAUGGACAUUACGAAGUCACUGAGAUUUUAGUAAAGCACGGCGCCUGUGUGAAUGCCAUGGACCUGUGGCAGUUCACCCCCCUGCACGAAGCCGCCUCUAAGAAUAGGGUGGACGUGUGCUCCCUGCUCGUCAGCUACGGAGCCGACCCCACUUUCCUAAACUGCCACAACCAGUGCGCCAUUGACCUGUCUCCCACUUCGCAGCUCAAAGAACGCCUGGCCUAUGAGUUCAGAGGUCAUGCCUUGCUCCAGGCAGCACGUGAAGCUGACCUGCCCCGCCUAAAGAAGCACCUGUCAUUGGAGACCAUGACCUUCAAGCAUCCCCUUACGCAUGAAACCGCACUGCACUGUGCAGCGACAUCUCCCUAUCCCAAGAGAAAACAAGUGUGCGAGUUACUGCUGAGGAAAGGGGCCAACGUGAAUGAGAAGACUAAAGACUUCCUGACCCCCUUGCACCUGGCUUCUGAAAAGUCACACAACGACAUAAUCGAGGUGUUGGUGAAACAUGAGGCAAAGGUCAAUGCCCUGGACAACCUGGGCCAGACAGCUCUGCACCGUGCGGCCCACUGUGGCCACCUCCAGACCUGCCGUCUGCUGCUGAAAUCAGGCUGCGACCCCCUCGUCAUGUCUCUACGGGGUUUCUCUCCAUCCCAAAUGGGCAAUGAGAGAGUGCAGGAGAUACUGCAUGAGGGAACUCUGAUUGGAAACUCUGAUGUGGACUGGCAGUUGCUAGAAGCCUCCAAGUCUGGAGAUUUGGAGAUUGUUGAAAAGCUGUGUACCAUGCAGAAUGUGAACUGUAGGGAUGUAGAGGGCCGUCAAUCCACCCCGCUCCACUUUGCGGCGGGGUAUAACCGUGUGUCUGUGGUGGAGUACCUUCUACUGCAUGGGGCUGACGUCCAUGCCAAAGACAAAGGUGGCCUGUUCCCCCUACACAAUGCCUGCUCCUACGGUCACUAUGAGGUGGCUGAAUUGCUGGUCAUCCACGGGGCUCUGGUCAACAUAGCUGACCUGUGGAAGUUUACCCCUCUGCACGAGGCCGCCGCCAAGGGAAAAUACGAGAUCUGCAAACUGCUGCUGCAGCACGGUGCAGACCCGACCAAGAAGAACCGAGAUGGGAGCACUCCACUAGACCUGGUGAAGGAUGGGGACACUGACAUGCAGGACCUGCUAAGAGGAGACGCUGCCCUGCUGGACGCAGCCAAGAAGGGCUGUCUGGCCCGGGUCGAGAAGCUCUGCAGCCCCGAUAAUGUUAACUGUAGAGACGCACAUGGACGGCACUCUACACUGCUACACCUGGCAGCUGGCUACAACAACCUGGAGGUAGCAGAGUACCUGCUUCAGCAUGGAGCAGAGGUCAACUCCCAGGACAAGGGAGGGCUCAUCCCCCUGCACAACGCUGCCUCCUACGGGCAUGUGGAUGUGGCUGCUUUGCUCAUCAAGUACGACGCAUGCGUGAACGCCACAGAUAAGUGGGCGUUCACCCCACUGCAUGAGGCAGCGCAGAAAGGGAGGACCCAGCUGUGUGCCCUGCUAUUGGCUCACGGGGCCGACCCCGCCCUGCGCAACCAGGAAGGCCAAUCACCGCUGGACCUCAUCACGGUGGACGAUGUUCGUGCCUUGUUGACAGCGGCCAUGCCACCUUCAGCCCUGCCCAGUUGCUAUAAACCCCAGGUAAUCCGUAUGUCUGCCCCUGUAGGGGUGGUGGUCCCCCCCAGCCUCUCAGCCAGCUCCACACCCCUGUCCACCUUGGCCUCCAGCAACAGUCUGGACAAUCAGGCCACUGCCUCCACCUGCACUGCCUUCCCUGAGCUACCCACUCUCCUGGGGCCCUCUGGGGCUGUGGGCACGGACAAGAACGAGGGUCCAGGUGUGGAUCUGAGUAUCGGACAGUUCCUCAACAACUUUGGACUGGAACACCUACUAGAGAUCUUUGAAAGAGAGCAGAUCACACUGGAUGUCCUGGUAGAGAUGGGACACAAGGAGCUGAAAGAGAUCGGUAUCAAUGCCUACGGACACAGACACAAGAUUAUCAAAGGAGUAGAGAGACUCACUAGCAGACCUCAAAGUUUGAACCCGUACCUUGCGUUGAACACGGCGAACAGUGGGACCAUACUAAUAGAUCUGGCGUCGGACGACAAGGCGUUUCAGUUGGUGGAGGAGGAGUUGCAGAGUACGAUCAGAGGGCACAGAGAUGGAGGGCUUGCUGGAGGGGUUUUCAACAGAUACAACAUUGUAAAGAUCCAGAAAGUGUGCAACAAGAAGCUUUGGGAGAGGUACACCCAUCGAAGGAAGGAGGUCUCCGAGGAGAAUCCCAAUCACUCCAAUGAACGGAUGUUGUUUCACGGUUCGCCGUUUGUCAACGCCAUCCUCCACAAGGGUUUUGAUGAGAGGCAUGCUUACAAAGGCGGCAUGUUCGGCGCAGGCAUCUACUUUGCUGAGAACUCGUCUAAGAGUAACCAGUACGUCUAUGGGAUAGGAGGCGGUACAGGCUGCCCUCUGCACAAAGACCGGUCCUGCUACUUGUGCCAACGGCACCUGCUGUUCUGCAGGGUGACCCUGGGCAAGUCCUUCCUGCAGUUCAGUGCCAUGAAGAUGGCCCACUCCCCUCCAGGACACCACUCUGUCACAGGGAGGCCCAGUGUCAAUGGACUGUCACUGGCAGAGUAUGUCAUCUACAGAGGAGAGCAGGCCUAUCCAGAGUAUUUGAUCACCUAUCAGAUAUUAAAGCCCGAUGCCUCUGUGGAUGGAUAGAAGUGGAACGGAGGAAGGAAGAGCAACAAGUUAAUUGUACAGAAGAACAUCUCAGCCUGUUUCUGUUAUGUUUCAGGGCAGCAACAGCUUUACUAAAUGCAUGCACAAACAGAUUCAUUUAUUUUUUCCUCCAUUUGAAGCAUUUCCAUCUGUAGCCAUUCUAACAAAUGCUGUGCAGGACAACUACAACUGGCUAAUGUCUAACUGUAAUUCAAAAAAACUUUUGUGUUAUAGUAGUUAUUUUCUGGAGACAUUGUGUAUAAUUUUUUUUGUACUAGCGUGUUAAUUUAUUUACAUUUUUAUGCCCAAGUUAUUGUAAAUGAAUGACCUAUAGAGUAUGUAUUCCAUCAACCAGCAGUCAAAUUCAGUGUUUUCAAAGUCUGCCUUGUGGGGAUGUCUGGGUCAUAUUUAUUUGGGCACAUGGUAGCAAAAAUGUUUCAAAAGUUGUGGAAUGGAAAAUUAAUGUUUAUUGGACAAGCCUAGGUGGUCACUCCCUGUUUCAGUCUGUUUUCUUCCAUUGGUGCCUAUUGCCUAAUGGCUUAUUUAUCCAGUAUUGUAAAUCAGGACACAAUUUCAGAUCAUUAUCCUGUUAGAAGGUGUAUUGUUUGGUCUACAUAGUGACAGUUAAAAGAUCAGGAUCAGUGUCCUUUCAUUCAGUAAUGGUGGCCGCAGCAAAGUCUUCAAAUUUGAGGACUCCUAAAUUGUCAUAAAUUGCCCCUCCACGAAGCCUGUUUUGCUUUGAAAGCUGUUUGUUUUACACACCACACAAGGGUGACGAGACUACGCAAAACAAAACAUGUAGUUAGUCAAUUUCCCUCGGUCGAUUUUUUGGAUGCGCUGUGAGAACCGUGUCUGUCAUUUGAAAUAAUGCACUGAUAUGCUGUGGUUGCGUGAUGUUCUCGCAGCACUUUGUUCCUUUUGCAUGAUAUUCCUGUCUGAUUAACUCUCGUUAGAGUUGUACGUCAUGUUUGAACAGUGUUUGCUUAGUGCUAAUUGGAUGCAUCAUGGCUGGAUCUGGGUGGGAAUAAUCUCCACACAUAACAGCCACAUCAAAAUAAAUGAGCUAUUUGUGAAUCCUUGGUUGUAAAUUGUUUGUAGUCUACUGUAAAAAAAAAAAAAAAAAAAUUUGAAGUUGCAUGUAAU
Molecule: messenger RNA, 5117 nt
Organism: Oncorhynchus tshawytscha (Chinook salmon)
Lineage: Eukaryota; Metazoa; Chordata; Actinopteri; Salmoniformes; Salmonidae
Product: poly [ADP-ribose] polymerase tankyrase-2
Exons: 26
Coding region: 378-3974 (1198 amino acids)
Cellular component (GO): cytoplasm; nucleus
Molecular function (GO): NAD+ poly-ADP-ribosyltransferase activity; protein binding
Source: RefSeq, a predicted model, not a curated record